Molecule: messenger RNA, 1719 nt
Organism: Lactuca virosa
Lineage: Eukaryota; Viridiplantae; Streptophyta; Magnoliopsida; Asterales; Asteraceae
Source: the annotation of a GenBank genome assembly
GAAACGAAGCAAAAGCAAAAAUAUAGAAGAUCAUAUUCAUAACUAGGGCGAAGUCCCCACACACUAAAGAGAGAAUUCGUAACCCAAUACGAUUUUCCCUUUCAGACACUACUCUCUUUGCCGCUUCCAGCUUCGGCUGACUUCGUUCAUCAUCUUCAGGAUAAUUUAAAAUGACAGAGCCUUCUAAAGUCAUUCACGUUCGGAAUGUUGGUCACGAGAUUUCGGAGCCUGAUCUACUUCAACUAUUCCAACCUUUUGGAGUCAUCAACAAACUAGUUAUGCUUCGUGCAAAAAACCAGGCUCUCCUUCAAAUGCAAGAUGUUCCUUCCGCUGUGAAUGCAAUGCAAUUUUAUGCCAAUGUUCAACCAAGCAUAAGGGGUAGAAAUGUGUAUGUUCAGUUUUCAUCUCACCAAGAGCUAACGACCAUGGAGCAAAAUACUCAAGGGCGUGGAGACGAGGAGGUUGACAUAUUUAAAAUUCUAUCUCUAUAUCUAUAUCUAUUUCUCUUUCCCUUUCUUCUUUUCUCUAUCUAUUCUUCUCUAUUCAUUCUAUUCUCUUCUCUCUCUUCUGUCUAUGCUGGGCUUUGGGGUGCGAUUGGACGUGUCCUGCAGCAAGUCUUUUCUCCUCAUGGAUAUGUGGAGAAAAUUGUCACUUUUCAAAAGUCAGCUGGUUUUCAAGCACUUAUUCAAUUUCAAUCACGCCAGAGUGCCAUAUCUGCAAGAAAUUCCCUUCAGGGACGUAAUAUUUAUGAUGGUUGUUGUCAACUAGAUAUUCAGUUCUCAAAUCUUGACGAGUUGCAAGUGAACUACAAUAAUGAUCGGUCUAGGGACUUCACAAACCCAUCACUGCCUUCAGAACAAAAGGGCAGACCUUCUUCUCAACCUGGAUAUGGAGAUGCAGGAGGUAUGUACAGUUUACAAGGUCAUGAAGUUGGAUUUCCACAGAUGAACAAUGGCGCAGCAAUUGCAGCUGCAUUUGGAGGAGGGUUGCCUCCUGGAAUUAGUGGGACUAAUGACAGAUGCACUGUUCUUGCAUCUAAUCUAAAUCCUGAUAGGAUAGAUGAAAACAAACUGUUCAACUUGUUUUCUUUAUAUGGAAACAUUGCCCGAAUCAAGCUUCUUCGCAAUAAACCAGAUCACGCCCUUAUCCAAAUGGGUGAUGGCUUUCAGUCUGAAUUAGCAGUACACUUUUUAAAGGGGGCAACAUUAUUUGGAAAGAGAUUGGAGGUUAAUUAUUCAAAACAUCCACACAUCACAAUGGGUGCUGAAACGCAUGAGUAUUUAAACUCAAAUCUUAACCGAUUUAACCGCAAUGCUGCUAAAAACUAUCGUUACUGUUGCUCACCAACCAAAAUGAUCCACCUGUCCACCCUACCACAGGACAUAACAGAGGAGGAGAUGUGACCCACCUUGAAGAACAUGGGAGCAUCAUCAACACCAAGCUUUUUGAAAUGAAUGCUAAAAAACAGGCUCUUGUUUUGUUUGAAAAUGAAGAACAGGCCACUGAAGCUCUUGUGUGUAAGCAUGCAAGUAGUCUUGGUGAUUCCAUGAUUCGGAUCUCAUUUUCUCAGUUGCAGACCAUUUGAGGGGCGAUUACGUCUUUUACCACUCGUGGUGAUAUCAAGUUUUUAUUAUAACUCUCUUUGCUUUAGUGUGUGUGUGUGUGUAUUCUUGUUGCUAUUACUACUACUACUACUCUCUUUGUGGUUUUAGAUGGUUG